AUGAGUCGAAGCCAGUCUUGUUGCUUUCUUGGUAUUAUUAUUACCAUCUAUUUCUUCGUUUUCCUUCACCCCUUACCAAACACCUUUGCUUCUCCCACCCGGUCUGUGUGCCUCGGCGACCAAAGAGAUGCUCUUUUGGAGCUACAAAAGGAGUUUCAUGUACCAACAACUUCAUGGAACAAGAGCACCGACUGCUGCUCUUGGGAGGGUGUCACUUGUGAUGAUAUUUUAGGAAAGGUGAUAUCACUAGAACUUCGUUACCGUAAAGCUAACACCUCUCUGAAAUCUAGCAGUGGCCUUUUUAAACUCCAACAUCUUCGUGAGCUAGAUCUUUCGUUUUGCAAUCUCAAAGGGAAGAUUCCUUCUUCCAUUGGAAAUCUUUCUCAUCUCACGCAUCUUCAUCUUACUUAUAAUUUACUAGUAGGUGAAGUUCCCUCGUCGAUUGGUAAACUAAACCAACUAGAAUACAUGGACCUUUCCUACAAUGAUCUCAAAGGUAAUAUUCCUAUUUCAUUUGCCAACUUCACCAAGCUUUCUAGAUUGAACCUCUAUGAAAAUCAAUUCACUGGUGGAUUGGAUAUAGUAUUACCAAAUUUAACCAGCUCCACCUCUAUACAAUUCUACUGCAAUUACUUCCAAUCCUUUUCCACUGACCUAAGUGGACUCCACAACUUAUUUUCUCUUGAUGGGAGUAACAAUUCAUUUGUGGGACCUUUCCCCUCAUCUUUGUUCAUGAUUUCUUCCUUACAAUUUCUAGAUUUAAGCCAUAACCAAUUUGAGGGACCUAUUGAUUUUGGGAAUACCUCUUCAUCAUCUAUGCUUAAACAACUAGAUCUUAGCCACAAUAAUUUCGGAGGGUCAGUCCCGAAAUCUAUAUCCAAAUUAGGCAAUCUCUUUUCUUUAGAUCUUAGCCAUAACAAUUUCGGAGGGCCAGUCCCUAGAUCUAUAUCUAAAUUACUCAAACUCGAUUAUAUUAACCUUUCCUCCAAUAAGUUGGAAGGUCAAGUACCGCAUGUUUCGUGGAGAUCACCUAAUUCGUCGGAAAUUUUUACGGAAAAGUGUGCGAACUUUGCUCAUAAUUCUUUCAGCAGUUUCGGCGAAUCUGCGAAACUUGGCAUGUUAGAAUUGUUGGAUAUAAGUUCAAAUUCACUCCAAGGACCAAUUCCCCAAUGGAUCUGCGGCAUCAUAUUCGUCUUAGAUUUGUCCAACAACCAUUUGUCUGGCUCAAUUCCUCAAUGUUUGAGUAAAUCCAAUAAUGUAAUUCUGCGAAACAACAGUCUAAGUGGAUCUCUGCCAGAUUUAUGCAUCCAUGAUCAGCAGUUACAGUCACUUGAUGUCAGCCACAACAAUUUGGUGGGUAAACUUCCAAAAUCUUUGAUCAAAUGUUCAGAUAUGCGACUUCUGAAUGUGAGAGGAAACAAGAUCAAGGAUACGUUUCCUUUUUGGUUAGGAUCUCUGACAUACUUAACGGUUCUUGUGCUUCGCUCAAAUGCAUUCUGUGGUCCAAUCUACAACGCCUCUGCCUAUUUAGGGUUUCCACGUUUGGCGAUCAUUGACAUAUCCAAUAACAACUUCGUUGGAUCAUUACCACAAGACUACUUCGCCAAAUGGCCCGAAAUGUCAUUGGCUUGGAAUACACCAGAGUCGGAGAAGUACCUGGGGGAUCAUUUCUAUAGGUUUCACGAUGAUUCGAUCACUUUGGUCUACAAAGGAGUAGACAUGGAUUUUGUUAAGAUCUUUAGUGGCUUCAAAGCCAUUGAUUUUUCCGGAAACCAACUUUCAGGUAAUAUCCCUGGAUCCAUUGGUCUAUUGAGCGACCUGCGUUUUCUAAACUUGUCAGGCAAUGCAUUCACAUGCAACAUCCCACCAUCAUUGGCGAAUAUCACAAAGCUCGAGACACUGGACCUAUCACAGAAUAACUUGUCAGGUGAAAUUCCUCAAGGUCUUGGAAAACUCACAUUCCUAUCAUACAUCAACUUUUCCCACAAUCAUCUUCAAGGAUUGGUGCCACGGAGCACACAGUUUGGAAGUCAAAACUGUUCUUCAUUCAUGGAUAAUUCCGGACUCUAUGGCCUCGAGUACAUCUGUGGAGAAAGCAAUCAUGUUUCCGUUCCUACGUCGUCACAGCAACCCGAUGAAUCGUUGUCCGAACCGGAAGAGCCAGUGCUGAAUUGGAUAGCAGCUGCUAUAGCAUUUGGACCUGGUGUGUUUUGUGGAUUAGUGAUCGGACAUAUCUUCACUUCAUACAAACACGAAUGGUUCAUUUCAUAGCUCAUUAGGCCAAUCUCUUUCGCAGUUCCGUCAAGUUGAUUUUUUUUUAUACUUCGCCGACGCCAAGUGUGUUUAUUAUGUAAUUUUCCAUUUCGUGGUUUUCUUAUACGCAUUGUCAAUGUUCAAAGCUGUAAUGUUCUCCCCAGUUUAUGUAAUAUGAUCCAUGUCGGGUGCUUAUUGUGACGUGUCAAAGUUUGGGGUUUU
Capsella rubella is the source of this 2475-nucleotide messenger RNA. RefSeq names its product receptor like protein 30. Bases 1 to 2271 code for a protein of 756 amino acids. Gene Ontology annotation, molecular function: protein binding. The transcript has a single exon. Lineage: Eukaryota; Viridiplantae; Streptophyta; Magnoliopsida; Brassicales; Brassicaceae. The record is from RefSeq and is a predicted model, not a curated record.